This is a messenger RNA of Daldinia loculata, 2263 nucleotides long. Its product is annotated as glycoside hydrolase family 20 protein. Gene Ontology annotation, cellular component: membrane. Lineage: Eukaryota; Fungi; Ascomycota; Sordariomycetes; Xylariales; Hypoxylaceae. Gene Ontology annotation, biological process: glycosaminoglycan metabolic process; carbohydrate metabolic process. Bases 207 to 1730 code for a protein of 507 amino acids. Gene Ontology annotation, molecular function: beta-N-acetylhexosaminidase activity. The record is from RefSeq and is a predicted model, not a curated record. The transcript has 5 exons.
AAUUAAAGAUCGAUAUCCACUCCGUCACGUCGGUCCAGGCUAUAAUGGAGAUAAAGUAUGCUAGUCUUUCUUUUAGACAUCUAGGCCGUGCUGCAAAUGUUGACAUAAACUGACUAAUUUGGUAGAUUCCUUGGAUUAGGAAUUACAUCCCGUUCGGUGGCCCCAAGUUCUCUAGCAAGGAGAUCGUCAAGGGAGGAGUCUCACGUAUGGUGAAGAAUAUCCUGGAUAACAACUAUGUCCCGUGGAAGUUAUACCCGCGACUAGCGCUCGAGCAGACGGAACCAAGUCUCUGGCAGCACAAGACUUACAUAACUUGGCUCGAGAUUGUUCAGACUGGAAAAGACACGGCAAAGACGUUUAAGCCCCUCGCGGGUGAUGUUGACGAGUCGUACAACCUAACUCUCAACGCCAACGGCAAGGCCAGGAUCACAGCCGUCUCCUCCACGGGUGUUCUUCGAGCUCUUGAGACUUUCUCGCAGCUAUUUUUUAAGCAUUCCAAGGGCCCUAUUUACACCAAACUGGCCCCGGUCAAGAUUAGCGACGCGCCUCAAUAUGACCACCGAGGUAUCCUUCUCGACGUUUCUAGAAACUACCUCCCCCUCGACGCCAUCUACCGAACUAUCGAUGCCUUAUCGUGGAGCAAGUUGAACCGACUUCAUAUCCACGCCACGGACUCACAGUCCUGGCCGCUGGAGAUCCCCUCGCUCCCGGAACUCCACCAGAAAGGCGCAUACGCUCACGGAAAGACAUACUCGCCUAUCGACGUGACAGCCAUCCAGACGUACGCGAUACAGCGCGGCGUACAAGCUAUUAUCGAGAUCGACUCUCCCGGACACUUUGGUAUCGCGGCCCUGUCGCAUCCGGACUUGGUUACAGGUUGGGGCGCAUCUCCGUGGACAAGUUAUUGCGCCGAGCCUCCUUGCGGUCAACUCAAGCUCAACGAGCCUAAGGUGGAUCCCUUCCUCGACACGCUGAUGGAUGAUCUCCUGCCGAGACUUGCGCCGUACUCGGCUUACUUCCAUACCGGUGGUGACGAGGUCAACUUCAACGAGUACAGCCUCGACCCUACGGUCGGUACGAACGACUCAUCGGUAAUCGUGCCACUCCUGCAAAAGUUCAUCGACAAGCACCACGCGCGAGUGCGCAAGGCCGGGUUAGUACCUAUGGUCUGGGAAGAGAUCCCCGCGAGCUACAACGUUACUAUCGGAGACGACGUUGUGGUCCAGUCUUGGCUCGGAGACGAAGCUAUUAAGAGCCUUACGGCUAAUGGCCACAAGGUCAUUACUAGCAACUACAACUUCUGGUAUCUCGACUGCGGCCGCGGCCAAUGGCUCAAUUUCGCCGAAGGCGAGUCCUUCGAGGAGAACUACCCAUUCAACGACUGGUGUGGGCCAACCAAGAACUGGCGUCUGAUCUACUCGUAUGACCCGCGGGCGGGCCUAACCGACGAGGAGGCUAAAUUAGUCAUUGGCGGUGAAGUCGGUGCCUGGGCGGAAACUAUCGACGAGAUUAACCUUGACAGCAUCCUGUGGCCGCGCUCUAGUGCCGCAGGCGAAGUGCUCUGGUCGGGCCGCCUAGACGCUGCGGGCGAGAACCGAACGCAGCUUGAUGCGGCGCCGCGCCUGGCUGAGUUCCGCGAGCGCAUGUUGGCGCGUGGUGUUAGGGCCGAGCCAAUCCAGAUGGUGUACUGCACGCAGGGUAUGGAUGCUAAUACGUGUCUCUUCCAAUAAGGGACUAUACCAUCACGCCUCAAGAAAUAUAGGGGCCGCGCUCGUCGCGUCAACGGCGAUUUUCUUGUACAUACUUAAUACUUUUGCAUACCUAGCUGAAAAGGGGCUAAAUAUGGAGGACAGACAGAUUGGUGUACAUCCAGACUAAUACAUAAUGACAGCUUGAUCCUCGAGUUGAUGCUUGCUGUGUUGGAAUGUGGCAUAAAGUCCGUAGGAUUUAUAGUUUAGCCUCGGCUGUAGUGCCAGACUACCUUCCGCACAUUCAUGACUCGCCAAUGAGAAGCUGCGCCUCUAUACCUUAGACUGUAAAGUUUAAUAAUGUAUCUUCAUGUCAGCAUUGACAUUAUGCACCUCAGUACCUAUUCGUGCUUUACUUCAACGGACAUGGAAGAACUUGAGUCCCCAUUUGUUGUGUUCGGAAUCGGCAUCAUCCGUAGCUAUGUCCUCAAGUGCGAGGGAGAUACGGUACAUUAUCUACUUACAUCUGAUUUGUUGAGACUUUUGCACCAUUCCUAAAGUGGCAUGUUUUGAGU